AUGGAGUUGCGUUAUUUUAUCGAUAUUCAUGUGGGGAGACCAGUGGCAGUUAUUUGGUUUGCCCUACUGCUGCUGCUAGUUCAAGACAAUGGUGUAGGGGCGACUUCCAAUUAUUUAAUUGGCCUCGGAAGUUAUGACAUCACUGGUCCUGCUGCCGAUGUCAAUAUGAUGGGAUAUGCCAACAUGGAGCAAAUCGCAUCCGGUGUUCACUUCCGGUUGCGAGCCCGAGCAUUUAUUGUAGCGGAACCUCAGGGUAACCGUGUUCUUUUUGUCAAUCUUGAUGCUUGCAUGGCCUCCCAGAUAGUUACCAUCAAAGUGCUUGAAAGAUUGAAAGCAAGGUAUGGGGAUCUAUAUACCGACAAGAAUGUUGCUAUUAGUGGCAUUCACACGCACGCCGGUCCUGGAGGUUAUCUACAAUAUGUUGUGUAUAUUGUAACAUCUUUAGGAUUUGUUCGCCAGUCAUUUGAUGCUCUUGUUGAUGGCAUAGAACAAUGCAUCAUCCAAGCUCAUGAAAAUUUGCGGCCGGGAUCGGUAUUUAUCAAUAAAGGAGAAAUUCUAGAUGCUGGUGUCAACCGCAGUCCUAGUGCUUACCUUAAUAAUCCUGCCGCAGAACGCAGUAAAUAUAAAUAUGAUGUUGAUAAAGAGAUGACCCUUUUAAAGUUUGUCGAUGAUGAGUGGGGUCCAGUUGGUAGCUUCAAUUGGUUUGCAACCCAUGGAACAUCAAUGAGUCGAACUAACGGUUUGAUAAGUGGGGACAAUAAAGGGGCUGCUGCGCGAUUUAUGGAAGAUUGGUUUGACCAAAGUCAUGCUGAAAAGACAUUCUCUGUUGAAGCCGGAUCUGGUGAGAUCCAUCGUAGAGUAUCCAACAUUGUUCCUGUUGUUGAUGAAAAGCAUCAUGAGUUACUUGAAAUGGCUGCUUCAUUUCAGUCUUCUCGUGGCCGACCAGCAACCAAAUCUAUGAGCAUUGCUAGACGAGUUCGUAGUGCUCUAAGGCUGACCAACAGACCUAGAUUUGUAUCUGCAUUUUGUCAAACUAAUUGUGGUGAUGUUAGUCCAAAUGUUCUAGGUGCAUUCUGUAUAGACACGGGUUUGCCUUGUGACUUCAAUCACAGUACUUGCGGAGGGAAGAAUGAGUUGUGCUAUGGACGAGGACCAGGUUACCCGGAUGAAUUUGAGAGUACGCGUAUCAUUGGUGAAAGGCAAUUCAAAAAAGCUGCCGAUCUUUUCAACACAGCAACUGAACAGUUAAAGGGUAGGGUUGAUUAUCGUCAUACUUAUCUGGAUUUCUCAAAGCUAGAAGUAACAAUACCAAAGGCGGGAGGGGGUACUGAAGUGGUUAAGACAUGUCCUGCCGCUAUGGGUUUUGCCUUUGCUGCUGGUACAACUGAUGGACCUGGAGCUUUUGAUUUUACACAAGGAGAUGACAAGGGGAAUGCAUUUUGGAAACUGGUCCGCAACUUGCUUAAAUCACCAGGCAAGGAACAAGUGGACUGUCAACAGCCUAAACCUAUUCUCCUUGAUACGGGUGAAAUGAAGGAACCUUAUGAUUGGGCUCCCAGUAUUCUUCCCAUUCAGAUAUUAAGGAUAGGGCAGCUGGCCAUUCUUAGCGUGCCUGGAGAAUUCACGACUAUGGCUGGGAGAAGGCUCCGUGAUGCUGUGAAAAGUGUGCUGGCAGGAAGUGGUGGACAGUCUGAUGGAAAUAUUCAUGUUGUGAUAGCAGGGUUAUCUAAUACAUACUCACAGUACAUCACCACCUUUGAGGAAUACCAAGUGCAGAGAUAUGAGGGUGCCUCCACACUUUAUGGUCCGCAUACACUUAAUGCAUACAUUCAAGAGUUCAAGAAGCUUGCAACAGCUCUAACAAGUGGAAAGCCUGUGGAAGGAGGCCCAUUACCUCCAGACUUGCUGGACAAACAGAUUAGCUUGUUAACGCCUGUUGUCAUGGAUGCCACCCCCGUAGGGAAGAAAUUUGGGGAUGUUAUAACAGAUGUGCCAAAGAACGCCACCUUCAAUAGAGGUACCAAGGUAACAGUUGUUUUCUGGUCAGCCUGCCCCAGGAAUGACCUCAUGACUGAAGGUACAUUCGCGCUAGUUGAACUUCUCCAAGGGAAGGACAACUGGGUUCCUGUGUACGACGAUGAUGAUUUCAGUCUCCGCUUUAUAUGGUCAAGACCUGGUAAACUCAGUACUCAUAGUCAAGCAAGCAUCGAAUGGAGAAUACCGGAAACAGCAACACCAGGCGUAUAUAGGAUAAGGCAUUUUGGGGCAGCUAAAGCUCUUUUCGGAUCCGUUAAGCAUUUCACGGGUUCAUCUAGUGCUUUUGUGGUGAGCUAA
This is a messenger RNA of Oldenlandia corymbosa var. corymbosa, 2334 nucleotides long. Lineage: Eukaryota; Viridiplantae; Streptophyta; Magnoliopsida; Gentianales; Rubiaceae. The record is from the annotation of a GenBank genome assembly.